UCCAUCCGGUGCAUCUGAACUGCAUUUGUGCGUUUGUUUAGCAAGCGGUAUCUAGCUAAUUUCUACAUCUGUUUUAUCGAAAGUUUUUACAGAUAGUCAAGUUAUCUGGCUAAAUAACAUCAGAAAUGACUGAGGAUGUGCAGAAGCACUCCGUGCACACGCUCGUGUUCAGGUCCCUCAAGAGGACUCAUGAUAUGUUUGUAGCUGACCAUGCCAAACCAGUCUCCUUGGAUGAGACAAGUCACAAGGUGAAGAUGGCUGCGAAGCUAAGGGCAGACUACAGUGCCGUUCUACACAUGCCCGUUCUGAAAGAGGGCAAGGACAGACCACUAGGAUCCAACAUGCAUGGCAAUCAGACCUCUCUCCAACCUGGUGAUGAUCCAGAGUACUUGAUCACUGGGACCCACGCAUACCCCUCAGGACCUGGGGUGGCUCUGACGGCGGACACUCAGAUACAUAGGAACCCCAGUGAGGGGGGAGUUCACGCCAUGGCUCUUGCCCUGCCGCCAUCACAAGCCAGGCUGGACGCCAGUCGCACAGCAGCCAGCGUCGGGGACAUUCACAGACACGCAGUGGGAGCAGAGAGGUCUCACGCUCCUCACUCACACGCUAUGUCUCUUUUGGAAGGAGGCGGCACCAAAAACUCUUCCCUCAUUGCCAGAAAAGCCCCCACUAUGCCCAAGCCCCAGUGGCACGCGCCAUGGAAGUUGUUUCGGGUCAUCAGUGGUCAUCUUGGCUGGGUGAGGUCCAUUGCCGUAGAGCCCGGCAACCAGUGGUUUGUGACCGGCGCUGGCGACAGAACCAUUAAGAUCUGGGACCUGGCCAGUGGGAAGCUAAAGCUUUCCCUGACGGGACACAUCAGCACGGUGCGCGGCGUGGCCGUGAGCACCCGGAGUCCCUACCUGUUCUCCUGCGGUGAGGACAAGCAGGUCAAGUGCUGGGAUCUGGAGUACAACAAGGUGAUCAGGCACUACCACGGCCACCUCAGCGCCGUGUACGACUUGGACCUACACCCAACCAUCGACGUGCUGGUCACAUGCAGUCGAGAUGCCACGGCCAGGGUGUGGGAUAUCAGGAGCAAAGCCAACGUGCACACCCUGUCCGGACACACCAACACCGUGGCCACAGUCAGAUGCCAGGCCGCCGAACCUCAGAUCAUCACAGGGAGCCACGACUCCACCAUCAGGCUAUGGGACCUGAUAGCUGGGAAGACCAGAGCCACUCUCACCAACCACAAGAAGUCUGUCAGAGCACUGGCCCUACAUCCCAGACAGUAUACCUUAGCCUCUGGCUCUGCCGACAACAUCAAGCAGUGGACGUUCCCCGACGGCAACUUCAUCCAGAACCUCUCUGGACACAACGCCAUCAUCAACGCAAUGGCAGUCAACUCGGACGGCGUGCUGGUGUCGGGAGCGGACAAUGGCACCAUUCACCUGUGGGACUGGCGGACGGGCUACAACUUCCAGCGUAUCCACGCCGCCGUGCAGCCCGGCUCGCUGGACAGCGAAUCGGGGAUCUUCGCCUGCAUGUUCGACCACUCGGAGAGCAGGCUGAUUACGGCCGAGGCUGACAAGACCAUCAAGGUGUACAAAGAGGACGACACCGCGACCGAGGAAAGCCACCCAAUCAACUGGAAACCGGAGAUCCUCAAGAGGAAGAGAUUCUAGUUUUGGCCCAAAAAUAAAUACAUUCAUUAAUUUCUGUUGUCAAUUUUCCCAUCAAUAGAACCCCAUAAUUUUUGUAACAAGGAUAUUCACACAAAAACAUACUUUGAACAAGUUGGCUUUUAUUUUCACUUGAGUCUUUUUCGUUUUCAAUGUACUCAUUAUUCUAAGUACCAUUUUCCGUCUUCAGUGUACGAUGUUAGUCCAACGAAGCAGCCAUUAUGGACAGCCUUUAACCUUCCAGAAUGUUUGUUCUUGCUGAUGACCGCUCUCUCAUAGCUCUGGCGAUUCUCGUCCACCAUGAGAAGCCACUCCUCAGCUCCGUAAGGGCUCUCCUUAGUGUACACAGUCCCCACUCGAGGCAAAUCCGAUUAAUGUGUGGGAAAUUCAAGAUUUUCUCAUUAUAAACUGCAGUUUGAAAAGGUCAGGUUUUUAUUUUUUUGUAUUGAUCCAACAGAAUCACCGACUGUAUAUACAAGAGAAACGUAAUUUGUUGUGCAAUCUGGUGUAUGAAAUAAUUCACUGUAUGAUCAACAGAACCAUUAAAAAAAAAACAGCA
Molecule: messenger RNA, 2223 nt
Organism: Salvelinus namaycush (lake trout)
Lineage: Eukaryota; Metazoa; Chordata; Actinopteri; Salmoniformes; Salmonidae
Product: pleiotropic regulator 1-like
Exons: 15
Coding region: 126-1667 (513 amino acids)
Biological process (GO): mRNA splicing, via spliceosome
Cellular component (GO): catalytic step 2 spliceosome; Prp19 complex; precatalytic spliceosome
Molecular function (GO): protein binding
Source: RefSeq, a predicted model, not a curated record